This is a messenger RNA of Heterobasidion irregulare TC 32-1, 351 nucleotides long. RefSeq lists its product as uncharacterized. Lineage: Eukaryota; Fungi; Basidiomycota; Agaricomycetes; Russulales; Bondarzewiaceae. The coding region runs from base 1 to 351 and encodes 116 amino acids. The record is from RefSeq and is a predicted model, not a curated record. The transcript has 6 exons.
AUGAUGGUAGGUCUGGUCACCUAUAAAUUGGAAUACUUGACGUUCGGUGAGGACCAAGCUAUCCUUUCUCCACUAUAUUUUCUGCAAUGUGUUACUGGCGUAGAGUUACGAACUUCUAUCUCAGAUGCGAGCAUGCGGUCGCCUUGGUCAGUCGGUCCUACGUUCAUGGCUGCGCGAUCCACUCAACAGACGAUAUUCUAUCAUCAGCCCGACGAAGAAUUCGCUGUAAGUUUAGCAGCACUCACCCCGACCGGUGUCCCAGGUGCACUCAAACGUGCUGGCAAUAUCACCAAUUUCCGCAACAAUACAAUCCGCAUAUCGAUGACUGGUGCCCCGCAUGCGCCUCUUUGA